Ruditapes philippinarum (Manila clam) is the source of this 1867-nucleotide messenger RNA. RefSeq names its product cytochrome P450 3A4-like. The transcript has 13 exons. Lineage: Eukaryota; Metazoa; Mollusca; Bivalvia; Venerida; Veneridae. Gene Ontology annotation, molecular function: oxidoreductase activity, acting on paired donors, with incorporation or reduction of molecular oxygen; heme binding; iron ion binding. The record is from RefSeq and is a predicted model, not a curated record. The coding region runs from base 13 to 1404 and encodes 463 amino acids.
GGGUGUUUGGCAAUGUGUUUGGAGUUUAAAGGAAAGAACGUAUUGGAUGUGUUUAAUAACUGGAAAAAGAAGUACGGAAAUGUUUACGGGUUUUACGAAGGCUUCCGACCAGGAAUAGUUCUGAACGAUGCCGACUUUGCAAGAGAUAUCCUUAGUAGACAUUUUGAAAAAUUUCAUAUCCGCACUAGUUAUCGCCCCUUCAUGUAUUAUCCUGACAAUCUGCGACUGAUUGACAUCGAAGGCGAGCACUGGAAAUACCAACGAGCGGUUUUGAACAAAAUUUUGAAUUCAAAGGGAACCAUAAAAAGAGUCGGGGAAAAGAUGCAAACUACAUCAGACAAUAUGAUUGAACUGAUUUCAGAGGAAUUAAAAACAUCCGUAGAAGCAGUGAACAUUUCUCGGUUAGUAAACAACUAUGUUUGUGAAGGCGUUAUCCGAAUUCUGUUAGAUAUGGACGACGAUCAGAUGACAAAACACAAAGAAGCUAUUUAUAACUAUAAAGUCUGCAGUAAUUGGUCGGCAUCAGCAGAAAACGAAGCUGGGGGGCUAGCUAGGUUAUUUCCAUCUCUUACUCCACUUCUACAACUGACAGAUACAGCCCAUAAAGUAUCCCAUGAAAAAGUCGUAGAUAUUCUUAGAGAAUACCUUACAAGUACAGUUGACGGUCAGAACAACAAUAAAUUAAAUGACGAUGACCACGAAAGUUUGCUAUCAUAUCUCCUUUCUUCCAAAGUCCUAUUUCGGGAUAUUGACGGAAGCCUCGGCCGCCGGGGCUUGACUAUCGACGAGACAAUUGCUCAUAUAUUGUCACUAUUGAGCGAGAUUUACUCCACGACGACGGCGAUUAUACAGUUCAUCCUUUAUGAACUUGCCUGCAAUCAGGAUUGCCAAGAAAAACUUUACGACGAAAUCUGCAGCUUUUGCGGAAAGGAUGGAAAUAUCCCACUGACAUCAUUUCAAGACAUGGAAUACUUUGACAUGUUCUUCAACGAGACAUACCGACAUCAUCCCAUUGCUCCAGGGGUUUCCCGUGUCUGUACUGAAAGUUGUAAAAUUCGGGGCGUGACAUUCAAGGAGGGCAUGGUAGUCCGAGUGAUGACGAGUCCAAUGUAUAUGGACGAGAACUUAUUUGAACAUCCUGAAAAAUUCAUUCCGGAAAGAUUCUCAAAAGAAAACCGACUCGACAGUCAUCAAUACAGCUUUCUUCCUUUUGGUCAGGGUCCAAGAAUGUGCCCGGGUCAACAUUUAGCCAAGAUACAAGUCAAAACAGCAAUAAUCAACAUUUUGAGAAAGUACACACUAAUGCCAUGCAAAAAUACAGAGAUUCCAAUAAAAGAAGCUUUGCGGCCAUCACUGACCCCUGCCAAUGCAGUUUGGCUUCAAAUGACCAGACGACGACAAUAAAUUUAUAUCAAAUGUUGACAGCAACAACAAUUACAUUUCAAUAGAAUACGCCCAGGAUCUUUAACUUAGGUUUUCGAUUCUUGGCAUGAUUCUUUGUUGAGGUUUUCGUAAAAGCCCGAGGAUUCCGAUCUGCAAAAGAUAGUUCAAAAUAACUGAAAAAAUUAGUGUUGUCUUUUGUGACGCAAAGAAUCGUUGACGUGACGUCAUUUUAUGUGUCAUCAUCUAGCGUGACGUUUAUUAAUGACUAAGCGCGUGUGUUAACGGAUGACUUCUUCGUUGUGUAGUAAACUGCAUCAAAUUGUGAAAACUGUUAAAUGUGUAAAUCUGUGAUAUUAAAUAGCUUCUAUAUAAUUUAUUCAAAAUGUUGAUUUUAUCAAAUGGCAUAUAUUUGUUUAUCAAUAUGAAUAUUGUUUUGAUAAGUUUGUGACAUCUAGUUUUGAAAUAAAACUGUAAAAACAACUUA